AUGAAUGAUAAUAUUUUAACUAAGUUAUCACAAAAUUUACUUGAAAUUUUAAAUGAUGAAGAAUAUUAUGAUGUUACUAUUGAAGUUGGUAAUGACCCUUAUAUAAAGAUAUUUCAUGCUCAUAUGGUUAUCUUACAUGAUCGUUCUAAUUAUUUACGAAGAAUUUUAUCGAUCAAUAAAAAGGAAAAUAAAGAAACUUUGGUACAUAUAAAAUUACCAAAUAUUUCACCUGAAAUUUUUCAAAUAAUUUUAAGAUAUAUUUAUGGCGGAGAAAUUUCUUUAGAGGAAUAUGAUACUUCGGAUAUAAUGGAUAUCCUAAUUGCUGGAAGUAAACUUGGUCUUCAAGAAUUAAUCACUUAUUCACAAUCCUUUUUGAUUGAAACUAAGACAAAUUGGAUGGAACAAAAUUUUAGUCUGAUAUAUCAAACAAGCUUUGAGAACGAUUCUUUUUUGGAACUUCAAAAAUUUUGUACUAGUUUAAUAACCAAAAAGCCAAACAAGAUAUUCAGAUCUUCAAGUUUCUCUUCAAUUCCGGGAAAACUUUUGGUCUUGCUUAUUCAAAGUGAUAAUCUUCAAAUGAGCGAAAUUCAAGUAUGGCAACAUAUGCUUAAUUGGGGACUUGCUCAAAAUCCAGAACUUCCGUCAGAUCCUACAAAUUUUACAAAAGAAGAUUUUAAUACUUUGAAAAAUAGUUUACAACAUUGCAUCCCACAUAUUAAAUUAUAUAAAGAUUUAUUAAAAUAUUUUUUGAAUCCCAAUGGCCAAUUAUCAAUACCUCGUAUAGUUGCUGAUUCCAAGAUCAUUACACCUCAGCAUGUUGAAUUAAUUUCAAAAUGGAUCGAUAGAUUAGAAAUUACAGAUGAGAUAAAAAAUACGUACGAAUUCAAAUUGUUACUUCGUGGAUCUCAUGAUGGAUUUUCACCUAAAAAAUUUCAUGAAAUCUGUGAUAAUCAAUCUCAUACUGUGACAAUAAUUAAAGUGAAAAAUAGUAAAGAAAUUCUUGGUGGAUAUAAUCCAUCUGAAUGGAAAUCUGAUGGUUCUAAUUGCACCACUAAAGAUAGUUUUAUAUUCUCUUUUAAGAAUGAUGAUAUUAAAAGUUAUAUCUUAAGUCGUGUAAAAGAUGAAAGACAUGCUGUAAGUAACGAUCGUGGUCUUGGUCCAUCAUUCGGUGUCGAUCUUUUUUUAAUGAAACCGUUGAUAUUUCGUGCUCAUAUGGUUAUCUUACAUUAUCGUUCUACUUGUUUACGAAGAAUUUUGUCAACUAAUAAAAGGAAAAAUGAUGGAACUUUGUUUCAUAUAAAAUUACAAAAUAUUUUACCUGAAAUUUUUCAAAUAAUCUUAAGAUAUAUUUAUAGUGGGAGAAUUACUUUAGAGGAAUAUGAUACAUCAGAUAUAAUUAAAAUCUUGGUUGCUGGAAGUGAACUUGGUCUUCAAGAAUUAAUCACUUAUUUACAAUCCUUUUUGAUUAAAACUAAGGCAAAUUGGAUGGAACAAAAUUUUAAUUUGAUAUAUCAAAUAAGCUUUGAAGACGAUUCUUUCUUGGAACUUCAAAAAUUCUGUACUGAUUUAACAUCAAAAGAACCAGAUAAGUUAUUCAAAUCUCUAAAAUUUUCUUCAAUUCCUGAAAAACUUUUGGUCUCACUCAAUCCAAUGAAGAUAGUAAAUGAAAUUCUUAGAGGAUAUAACCCAAUUGAAUGGAAUUCUGAUUAUUAUUAUGGCACUAUUAAAGAUAGUUUUAUAUUCUCUUUUGAUAAUAAUGAUAAUUUUGAGGGUUAUAUUUUAAGUCGCGUAAAAAAUGAAUAUGCUGUACUUAGAAAUUAUGACCUUGGUCCAUCAUUUGGUAAUGGUGACCUUGUUUCAUAUGGAGACAAAGGCUCAUGCGAUAAUUGA
Molecule: messenger RNA, 1890 nt
Organism: Rhizophagus irregularis DAOM 181602=DAOM 197198
Lineage: Eukaryota; Fungi; Glomeromycota; Glomeromycetes; Glomerales; Glomeraceae
Molecular function (GO): protein binding
Source: RefSeq, a predicted model, not a curated record